This is a messenger RNA of Diuraphis noxia (Russian wheat aphid), 1359 nucleotides long. RefSeq names its product cyclin-dependent kinase 1-like. NCBI's taxonomy places the organism in Eukaryota, Metazoa, Arthropoda, Insecta, Hemiptera, Aphididae. Gene Ontology annotation, cellular component: nucleus. Gene Ontology annotation, biological process: mitotic G2 DNA damage checkpoint signaling; protein phosphorylation; G2/M transition of mitotic cell cycle. The record is from RefSeq and is a predicted model, not a curated record. Gene Ontology annotation, molecular function: ATP binding; cyclin-dependent protein serine/threonine kinase activity.
UAUAUUUAUUAUAUUAUAGUAGUAUUAUAGUACGAUAAUAAUUUAUUGUUAUUCCAAUAAUUACCAAUUGCAAUCGUUUAUUCCUCUAUAUUUCGAUGAUUAUUUGUCGUAACUCGUCAAAUGUGUUAAGAUAGUAAAAUGUGAGGACAUUAUUAUUUAUUUUGUUUUUGCAAGUCACACUCACAAUUCGCCAAGACACCAAAUUAAAUGAUGUCAAAACACUGGAUGGCAGAAUAAUUUCUUCUUAUUUGACAUUGUGUUGACAAAAAACAACAAUUAAUACUUACUAUAUACACAGUAUAGUUGUUAAAGUUUAAUGUUAAUGUUUUUUAGAUUUUUUAUCAAAAGAACUGUUAUUAUGGAUGCAUAUGAUAAAUUAGAAAAAAUUGGUGAAGGAACUUAUGGAGUUGUGUACAAGUGUAUGGAACGUUCUUCAAAAAAAAUUGUUGCAGUUAAGAAAAUACGUAUGGAAAUGGAAGAUGAAGGUAUACCGUCUACUGCCAUCAGAGAAAUAAGUAUAUUGAAAGAACUUAACCAUCCAAAUAUCGUGAAUUUAAGGGAAAUUCUUAUGGAUGACAUACGGUUAUAUUUAGUUUUUGAAUUUGUUCCCAUGGACUUAAAAAAAUUCAUAGACUCAAGACCAAAAAAACACUUGGACGAAGUUCUUACUAAAUCUUUUACUUAUCAAUUAUUAGUGGCUUUAUAUUAUUGUCAUGUAAGGCGGAUAUUGCAUAGAGACUUAAAACCGCAAAAUAUAUUAAUUGAUGUAAAAAAUAGUAUAUUAAAAGUUGCGGAUUUUGGUUUGGGCCGUACUUUUGGUUUGCCAAUUCGAGUCUACACACAUGAAGUAGUAACAUUGUGGUACCGAGCUCCUGAAGUGUUGUUAAACACUCAACGCUAUGGUUGCCCAAUUGAUAUGUGGUCUGUAGCAUGUAUAUUUGCAGAAAUGGCUUGUGGAAAACCUUUGUUUCAAGGAGAUUCAGAAAUCGAUCAACUUUUUCAUAUUUUUAGGGUUUUAACUACACCAAAUGAAAAAACAUGGCCUGGUGUUUCAGAAUUAAAGGACUACAAACCUUCAUUCCCAACAUGGAGCGAAAAUAUAUUAGAGAGAUCUGUCAAGAACAUAAACCAUGUGGGGUUAAACCUACUUCAAAAAAUGUUGAUCUAUGAUCCGAGUGAACGCAUCAAUGCCAGAGAUGCACUACAACACCCUUAUUUCAAGGAUUUAAAUAAAAAUACGCUUCCAGCACAUCCUGAAAUUAAAUUUUGAAUAAUACACAAUAUUAAAUUAAUUUUUAUAUUUACAUAUAUCUUUUAAAGGACAAAUAGAAUAAUAAGUAUAGAAUGUUUAUUCAUGUA